GAGUUCCUCUUUUCGCCAUUCCGGGGUGUCGCCGCACCAAGAGCGCAAAGAGGGAGUCCUGCGAAAAGAGACUGCCAAAACCUCUCCUGGCCUCUACACACCUUCCCCCAGUCCCACAAGGUGCUCCGGCAUGCCCCAGAAAGGAGGUAUACGCUCUUUCUUCCCCCAGAGAAUCGCGGCAGACCUCCCCAGAAGCCCCGUUUGAAAGAUUACAGAGACCCCGAGGGAUGCUACUGCAGCAAACGCACCUCGCAACCGCGAAAAUUUUCAACGUCUGCCCGAGGACCAGAAGCAUUUGGUUGGCCCCUGACAGAAGCCCCUGAGGAUGUCCGACGGCAGUGCGAGCAUGAACCCCGACGAUCGGCCGGUUAAAACGGUUCCCUUCCCACUGAGCCACAGGCUCUCCAUGAAGGAGGUAUUUGACUGUGAGGGGAAGCCCAGAGUUGACCUGCUCAAAGCCCACCUCACCAAGGAAGGCCGCCUGGAGGAGAUGGUGGCGCUACGCAUCAUCAAUGAGGGAGCUGCCAUCCUACGCCAGGAGAGGACCAUGCUGGACAUAGAGGCCCCAGUCACAGUGUGUGGAGACAUUCACGGCCAGUUCUUCGACCUGAUGAAGCUGUUUGAGGUGGGUGGUUCUCCUGCCACGACACGCUACCUCUUCCUUGGGGACUACGUGGACCGGGGCUACUUCAGUAUCGAGUGUGUGUUGUAUCUGUGGUCGUUGAAGAUCCUCUACCCAAAGACGCUGUUCCUUCUGAGAGGGAACCAUGAAUGCAGACAUCUGACAGAAUAUUUCACCUUCAAAACAGAAUGUAAGAUCAAGUACUCUGAGCAGGUGUAUGACUCAUGUAUGGAUGCGUUCGACUGCCUGCCACUGGCUGCUCUGAUGAACCAGCAGUUUCUGUGUGUCCAUGGAGGGCUAUCGCCAGAGAUCCACACGCUUGACGACAUCAAAAAGUUGGACAGGUUCAAAGAGCCGCCAGCGUUUGGGCCCAUGUGUGACCUGCUGUGGGCCGACCCACUCGAGGACUUCGGCAACGAGAAGACGCAAGAGUACUUCGGCCACAACACAGUCAGGGGUUGCUCAUAUUUCUACAGUUACCCUGCAGUGUGCGAGUUCCUACAAACCAACAACUUGCUGUCUGUCAUCAGAGCACACGAAGCACAGGAUUCUGGCUACCGCAUGUACAGGAAGAGCCAGACCACAGGCUUCCCCUCACUCAUCACCAUCUUCUCAGCGCCCAACUACCUGGACGUCUACAACAACAAAGCUGCAGUACUGAAGUAUGAGAACAAUGUUAUGAACAUUCGGCAGUUCAACUGCUCCCCUCACCCCUACUGGCUCCCCAACUUCAUGGAUGUGUUCACAUGGUCCCUGCCCUUCGUUGGAGAGAAAGUGACUGAGAUGCUGGUGAAUGUUCUUAGCAUCUGCUCAGAUGAUGAGCUUAUGGAGAACGAUGGAGAGGAAGAGGUUUAUGAUGCCAAUGCGGCAGCAGCUAGGAAAGAGGUGAUCAGGAAUAAGAUCCGUGCCAUCGGGAAGAUGGCCAAAAUGUUCCAAGUGUUGAGGGAGGAGAGUGAGAACGUUUUGACCCUGAAGGGACUGACACCCACUGGCAUGUUGCCUAGCGGAGUUUUGUCAGGAGGCAAGCAGACACUGCAGAGUGCUACCAUUGAGGCCAUCGAAGCCAUCGAUCCUGUUGAGGACGCAGAAGCCAUCCGAGGCUUCUCUCCUCAACAUAAGAUCAAUAGCUUUGCAGAGGCCAAAGGUCUGGACCGGAUCAACGAGCGCAUGCCCCCCCGCCGCGAUGCCGUCAACAGCGUUGGUCUCUCCAUGGGGCGCAUGAACAUGGGGGAGCCCAACGGCACCGACAACAACAGCAAUAUACAGUGAUGAUUUAAACACCAAUACAGAUCCAUUCUGAAACACAGACAUAGUUAUGAAGUACAUACAUCCACAAAUACACACCUGGGCUUAAAUAAACUGGAUUUAAACAUACAUACAGAAGACCGAAAAUGCAGAAUAUACAAGUAAACAUUUACCCGUAACACGUUAGUGGUACACAAACACUCUUGCGUGCGUGCGAGCGCGAGCGCAUACACACACGGAGAUGGCCAGACACACAACAUUCUCCCCCACCCUGUCCUGUUGCUCCCCAGCUCACCUCUCUGCCAGUGUGGCAGGACUGUGCCAUGGAUGGUUGAGGCCUCAUGGUGGACAAACUGUACUACAGGUCCUACCAUGACUUCCUGACCUGACCUGGUCCCGCUAAUACAGCUCCCAUACCAGACCACCUGACAUCACUACACUACUGAACACUCUACCGGACGUUCUGGAACACUCUAAUGCAAAACAAAGAGCUACUGUUCCAUUCUCAUUGUGUAGUGUGGCUGAGUGGGUGACGGUUGUUUGUUUUCUGUCAUGUAGGGGGUGGGUGAGAUAGGGGGAUGGGGGUGAGGCAUGGGGGUGAGAAGUGGACUGGGGCUAAGGUGGCAUGUGGCAAAAUAACCUCCUGUCUUAUAUUCUGUUUUCUCUUCUAAGUUAUAAGCAGGAAGGGGUGUUUCAGCCCGGUUAGUGGCUCAAUUCAUUCACUUGAUUUUAUAAGAUAGCUAGAUAGAUGGGGAGACGGACCAGAUGGUUUUUAUGACAUCCCUAGGAGUUUGUGUAUUAUAAUUUUUUUUUAUGUGCAUUUGCAAUUGUGUGACUGUAUGUGUGUCUGUGAGGUUGAAAAUGUGAAUUGCAUUUUAUUUUGCAAACAUACCAGGUUGCGCUAUCAAACAUUUUUUGCUACUAAUACUAUACAAAAUUAACAGGAAUUUUAAAUUAAACAUUAUUAUCUUAAGACAAUGUUGUCAUAAGGUUCAAAAUGCAGUCUUGUUACCUGAGUAUCCUCUCAUCUUAUUUUGUAAGCCAAUAUGUUUUUUGGUCAUUAAGCCACACAGGUGUUAGGCCACCAUUAGUUCACUCACAGUACACGCUGCCUCUAAAGUUAGAUAACCACAAUGGAACUUAAAUCAGUUUUAGGAGAAACAUCUAUCUAUUCAACCUGCUGGGACUGUCUUUACAUGUUGAUGUUCUAAUGCUGCCUAGAUCAUUUCCAAAAUGAAUUUCAGUUCAGUGUUUUAGGGGCAACCUCUAUCACUUUGACGUAUCCACUUGUUUUGACUGUCUACAAGGUUAUGUACUAUCACUGCCAAGUCCGUCAUAGAUUGACAACGCAUAGAACGGACACCUGUGUCCGUUUCAAAUGUAGAAAUAACAAUGACGGAUUAUCCAUUUUGCUGGCAUGCAAUCCAAAUCAGCAUUGAGUUUAGUUCUUUCUAUGAAUUUCUACGGUGUCCCUUCAUGUGUUGUCUAAUGUGGCCGGUUACCUGAACUGGCAGGAGUAAGGCCCGACAGCUACAUGUUUUUUUGUUCUACCUUGCAAAUGAAAUGAAGUGUUUUAGACUAAGUGUGAGCGGUGACUAACAGAAGUCAACAGAAGCUUAUUUAUUUGUAAAGCAUUUAUAAACGCAUCAGUGCAUGCAGUUAGGUUCUUUGAAAAUAACAAUAAUGUGAAAUUCUAUUUGUGCCGUGCUUCAGUAUAGUAAGUUCAUUUUCUUCUUGCUUCGAAUUAACUUAGGGAUAAUAUUUAUUUUGUACAAUUUUGUUUUUAAAUUAAUUAAUUGAUACAUUUUACUUUUCUCAUGUUUUUUCAUGACAGUAUUAUGAGUUUGUUGUUUUCCCAUGAGUCUGGAAGCUUGAAUGAGACCUUCUUUUUCUGUUGAUGUACAGGAGUUUUUUUUAAACCUGAAAUAGCGUGAAUGAAUGACCGUACUAUAAAGAGACACAGACUAAUGUUCAGGCAGCCACAGCAUGAUUGCAUGGUAAACUCAUCUGUAACAGCCAAAGGCAGACACAGUUACAGAAGUUGUCUCUCACAUUUUAAAGGAAAAGUGUACACUCUAAUCAUAAUUCUUAAAUGAUAUUCUUGUUAUUUAAUAUAAUUAUUCUAUUUAUUAUUAACAUUAUGCUUAAGCUCUCUGCUGGUUGCUUUUGUGUUUUGCUGAUCCUCGUUUGGUCUCAUUGUGCUUUAUUUUGAGGGGUGAACUUACUGGAGACCUCGUGCCAUAUAGUUUGUGCCAUGGUUCUCUCUCUCUCCGACUCCCUUAUCAACACACACUGUAAGCAUGCCCCAUGGGACGAAGCACUUUUUCUACUCUUGAAUAAAAUAUGCAUGAACCUUU
Messenger RNA from Esox lucius (northern pike), 4224 nucleotides. RefSeq names its product protein phosphatase 3, catalytic subunit, beta isozyme (gene ppp3cb). Gene Ontology annotation, cellular component: cytosol; calcineurin complex; cytoplasm. Gene Ontology annotation, biological process: calcineurin-NFAT signaling cascade. The record is from RefSeq and is a predicted model, not a curated record. The coding region runs from base 326 to 1891 and encodes 521 amino acids. NCBI's taxonomy places the organism in Eukaryota, Metazoa, Chordata, Actinopteri, Esociformes, Esocidae. Gene Ontology annotation, molecular function: calmodulin-dependent protein phosphatase activity; calmodulin binding. The transcript has 14 exons.